GGGUUUAAUUUAGAGGUAAAUAUGAGAGUGUUGAGGGGGUGGUGGAGGAACAGCCGCAGCAGACGACGCGCCAACAUGGCCGCCACCACAACCACUCUCCUCACUCGCUCUUUUAUUAACUUUCUGUCAAUUUCCUCGCCUUUAUCGCUACAGGUGCCAUUACGCAGCUUCCAUACAAGCCUUACAGCAUGCAAAUAUCCCAACUGGAAAAUGAUUAAGGAAGUAAAGCAUCGGAAAAUUGUGAAGGAAUUUGCAUUUGAGAGAAUGAACAUCAAUGCACUAAGAAAGAAUAAGAUCAUUCCACCAGCAAUUCAGGAAAUAGCUGACAAAGAGAUACAUGCACUACCUCGUAAAUCUAGCAUCUCUCAACUACACAAGCGGUGUAUGCUUACUUCUAGACCUCGUGGCCUUGUUACUAGAUGGAGGUUGUCACGUAUAGUGUGGCGUCAUGAAGCUGAUUACAAUAAAUUAUCUGGAGUGCAGCGAGCUAUGUGGUGAAGAGAAGGAUAUCAGGUAUUGCUAAAUAGGAUGGUAUUAUUUUUCUAAUAAAUGUGGAUUUGAUCAUGUUUUUUCGUGAAUUGAUACCAUGAGACUUAAGUUGGAUUUUUUGCCAUGUAUAUUGCUGAAUAUUCAGCAUACUGCUUCAGUCCUAAUCAUGACUUCUGAUUUUAUUAAUAAAUGCAGCACAAUUAACAACAGUUAUGAGAGUGCACUACAUCUGAUUACAAUUUCUGUAAAUAUUGGAAAGUUUUGUCCCUAUAAAAUGUUCUCUUUGUUAAAAGCUA
Molecule: messenger RNA, 785 nt
Organism: Cherax quadricarinatus
Lineage: Eukaryota; Metazoa; Arthropoda; Malacostraca; Decapoda; Parastacidae
Gene: mRpS14
Product: mitochondrial ribosomal protein S14
Biological process (GO): translation
Cellular component (GO): ribosome; mitochondrial small ribosomal subunit
Molecular function (GO): structural constituent of ribosome
Source: RefSeq, a predicted model, not a curated record